AAUGCGCGUAGUCGGGACUGGAGCCUGUGAUAAGUCUCUCUGUUCCUGUCAAGAACACAGCUGAGCGAUGACUCAGUUGUCAGCGGCUGUGAAAUAGAUCCAGUUGUUGCUAUAUGCCCCAUUAAUCUGGAGGAGAAUUAAACAAAUUAGAUAUUGAUCUCGAGCGGAUCGUAUAUCAAACAGACGGGGAAGUAUUGAUUUAUACCAUCUUGGACUAGUCCUUGAACGGAAUAUUCCUAUAUCUAGAUUCUACAGGAAGGCUGUUUUGAUGUCUGCGCAGCGGGAGUCUCUAUGGCUGUGUGGACACAUCACUCUGGGCUACGGGCUCUUUCUCCUGGUCGCCCUUCCAGACCUCACCACAGGCAGGCAAGGGAACUGCAGCCACCCACUGGUGCCAGAACACGGGGGCUUCCGCUGCGAGCCCUCCCCCUGCCGAGGCUUCCCCCAGAAGAGCUUGAUCUACUACUUCUGUGAGCCCGGCUACACCAUCCCAAAAGAGGUGCACAGCUCGUGCUGCCGCCACGGCAAAUGGAUCCCGAGCGUGCCCACCUGUCUGUCCACAGCAGACAGACAUGUUAACUAUGAGGACCAGGUGGCCCACUCACUCCCUAGCGUUGCCACGACGGCGGUGGGCGUGUCCAUAUUCCUUCUCACCACCACGGCCUGCUUGGUGAUCAAGUCCCGCCUUUUUCCCUGUCACUCACACAGCAGGCGCUCCUCUGACCAGAUGGAUCUGAUGGUGGAUGGCCUGCCUGUGUCUCUGCCCACCUAUGAGGAGGCUGUCUAUGGGAGCUGGGGGCAACACCUGCCCCCCUGCAGAGGGCCCACCCAGCUCCUAUUGGCCCAGGAGGCUCCAGGUCCAUCAUUAGCUCACAACCAAUCAGAUUCCAGUAACCUUAUCCCUCAAUCCAAUCAAAGCCCCGAGAUCCUUCCGCCCCCUUACGAGGAGAUCCAAUCCCGUCCCAGAGAGAGUCAGAGUGAGGUGGACGUGCGGGCCAUACAAGUUGCACUUCCCGAUGACAAGGACAUUUGAGUGACUGGCGUAUUUAUGUUACCCACCAAUGAUGUACUGACUUGUAAAAUCAUGUGCUCAGGCACUUGCAGGUGGGGCAAAAAAAGUAUUUAGUCAGCCACCAAUUGUGCAAGUUCUCCCACUUAAAAAGAUGAGAGAGGCCUGCAAUUUUCAUCAUAUGUACACUUCAACUUUGACAGACAAAAUUAGAAAAAAAAUCCAGAAAAUCACAUUGUAGGAUUUUUUAUGAAUUUAUUUGCAAAUUAUGGUGGAAAAUAAGUAUUUGGUCACCUACAAACAAGCAAGAUUUCUGGCUCUCACAGACCUGUAACUUCUUCUUUAAGAGAGUCCUCUUGUCCUCCACUCGUUACCUGUAUUAAUGGCACACCUUGCACAAUUGGUGGCUGACUAAAUACUUUUUAGCCCCACUGUAUAUGGAUUCAAGCCUACCAGCAUGGAUCGACUUUCUUUUCAGGUUUCAACCUUAUACAUAGCACACCAGUUCUGAUUGGCUGUUGGUAAUGUUAUGAGACGUUUCCUGCCAUGGAGACAUGGUUUAUAUCCCAUCAGUGAUGGGACCUGAGCCUCGUUUGUUGAGGUGACUUUGGUAAUGAUAUUACUGUUACAUCACAGGGACCUGCGUGUCCUUUUUGUUGGUUUAUGAUUUGCGAUGAUGGCAGAGUUGUAGCGUUGAUAUAGAAACCAGCAGACCGACCCUGUUCCCGCCUUGCACCUCUCCCCUAUCUGCUUUGAAUUACUGACCAGAAUUUGGGGAGGGUUUGGGGUAGAAACCCACAGGAUGUACUUAUUUGUUAUAGACAUUGAAUGUAGUUGUUUCUCUUUUUCUUUUCAAUAGAAAAAAAUGUAAUGGAUGUAUGUAAUGUAACAUUUACAUAAUAUUGCAAUUAUUGCAUUGCACAGAAGAUUAAACGUCAACAUUGUUUCUAAUUGUAAAA
Molecule: messenger RNA, 1968 nt
Organism: Oncorhynchus nerka (sockeye salmon)
Lineage: Eukaryota; Metazoa; Chordata; Actinopteri; Salmoniformes; Salmonidae
Product: sushi domain-containing protein 6-like
Exons: 5
Coding region: 269-1033 (254 amino acids)
Biological process (GO): DNA damage response
Source: RefSeq, a predicted model, not a curated record